Messenger RNA from Brassica napus (rape), 882 nucleotides. Its product is annotated as actin-101-like. The coding region runs from base 1 to 882 and encodes 293 amino acids. The record is from RefSeq and is a predicted model, not a curated record. Lineage: Eukaryota; Viridiplantae; Streptophyta; Magnoliopsida; Brassicales; Brassicaceae. The transcript has 6 exons.
AUGGCAGAAUCUGAGGAGAUUCAACCACUUGUUGUGGAUAACGGAACCGGAAUGGUCAAGGCUGGUUUUGCUGGUGACGAUGCUCCCAGAGCAGUCUUCCCGAGCAAAAUAGGUCGUCCUAGGGAUGCUGGUGUUAUAGUUGGAAUGGAACAAAAAGAUGUCUACAUUGGCGACGAGGCUCAUUCCAAAAGAGGUAUACUUACCUUGAAGUAUCCAAUUGAACAUGGUAUUGUUAGUGACUGGGAUGACAUGGAGAAGAUUUUGCAUCACACUUUCUACAAUGAGCUUCGUGUUGCUCCUGAGGAACACCCUAUGCUUCUUACCGAAGCUCCUCACAACCCUAAAGCCAACAGAGAGAGGAUUACUCGGAUCAUGUUUGAGGCUUUUCAUGUCCGUGGUAUUGUGUUGGAUUCUGGUGAUGGAGUGAGUCACACAGCUCCUAUUUACGAAGGCUAUGCGCUUCCUCAUGCUAUCAAUAGGCUUGACUUAGCUGGACGCGAUCUUAGCGAUGCUUUGAGGAAUAUCUUAACAGAGAGAGAGGAGCAGGAGGUUGAGACAGCCAAAUCGAGCUCUGCAAUCGAGAAGACCUAUGAGCUUCCUGAUGGUCAGUGGUGGCUCGACCGUGUUCCAGGAAUUGCUGAUCGUAGGAGUAAAGAGAUCACGGCGUUGGCACCAAUCAACAUGAAGAUUAAGGUGGUCGCACCACCUGAGAGGAAGUAUAGUGUAUGGAUUGGAGGUUCCAUCUUGGCUUCUCUUAGCACAUUCCAACAUGUAUCAUGUGGAUAUCAAAGGCAGAAUAUGAGGAAUCAGGACCAGCCAUUGUUCACAGGAAGUGCUCCUAGACCACCUAUUGGGGUUUGUGGUUUUCGGCUUGUUGAUUGA